AUGCGCCCAGGGUCCCCCAUACUCUCCCCUGACCCUUUCCCCCAGGGUCAGUCCCCAGGGUCCCCCAUAUUCUCCUCUGACCCUGUCCCCCAGGGGUCCCCCAUAUUCCCCUCUGACCCUCUCCCCCAGGGGUCAGUCCAAUAUGACCCCAGGGUCAGACCGACCCUACUCCAUUUUUUCUCUCUCUAUAACCCUAACCCUAACGAUGAACGGACGACGGACGAUGGGACGGACGAUGGCGGACGACGGACGACGGACGAUGGGACGGACUAA
Coprinopsis cinerea okayama7#130 is the source of this 273-nucleotide messenger RNA. RefSeq lists its product as hypothetical. The transcript has 3 exons. The coding region runs from base 1 to 273 and encodes 90 amino acids. NCBI's taxonomy places the organism in Eukaryota, Fungi, Basidiomycota, Agaricomycetes, Agaricales, Psathyrellaceae. The record is from RefSeq and is a predicted model, not a curated record.